UAAAGGGAGGAAAUACUAUCACCUGCCCAAAUAUACCUAUCAAGGGUGAUAAAAUCCUGUUUUUAAAUAACUCCAAAUAUCUACAACAUGAUGUCAUAGUCAAACUUACGUCGAAACGGUUCCGAGCCCUGCCGUUCGGUACAUAAAACGACCCCGUUUUGUUACUUGCACGCCGUGUCUAUUCUGAUGCCAUCAGCAGUUUUGAAUAAACCGUUGUAAAUAAACUCAACCCUAGCACGUCUCUUUAGAAACUUUGCGAGCUUAGUUUGCGAUGAAUCGUCAAGUGAACAUUUUCUCCAAAACCAUCCAAAACUCCAAAACUCUCGUAUCAGCUGUGUGACGAAAAACAAUCAAAUUCUGUUGUUCCCUGUGGUCUCCUCAGUUCGUGCCCUUGUGACUCGCGAUGGGAUUCGGUCCACUGGAAAGCCAACACACGCGAAUGCGUAUUAUGCUUACGCGUCCAAGCAGUGCGUUGAUAUUAUUACUACUCGAUGCCUGCAUCUGGUUGCAGCGCACGGACGUGGUCGACUUCCGAAACCGGGUGCAAGACAUCCCAUCACAGUUCAUCUACGACGUGUACGAUUUUGUGGUGGUUGGUGGUGGCAGUGCGGGAGCAGCCGUAGCGGCACGGUUGUCCGAGGUGUGCGAUUGGAAUGUGCUUCUGCUAGAGGCCGGUACCGACGAGACGUUCCUCAGUGAUCUCCCGUACCUGUAUCCGGCCCUGCAGAAGGGACCGCUCGAUUGGCAGUUUGAGACGGAACCUAACGAACGCUUCUGUCAGGGAAUGCGUGGUAAUCGGUGUAGUUGGCCGCGCGGCAAAGUUCUCGGUGGUUCGUCCGUGCUGAAUGCGAUGAUGUACGUGCGCGGUAACGCGGAAGACUAUGACGAAUGGGCAAACUUGGGUAAUGUGGGUUGGAGCUGGCGCGAUGUUCUACCGUACUUUGUGAAGAUGGAAAAUGUCCGUGAUCCAAACAUUGCCGGUCGACCGUAUCACGGCACGACGGGACCGAUGACGGUGGAGCUUUUCCGGAAUUAUUCGUCCCUGCAAGCAAUGUUUCUACAGGCGGCUGGGGAAUUGGGCAUGGAACUUUCGGAAGAAAUUAAUGGACCCAAUCAGCUGGUGUUUGCUCCGUUGCAUGGUUCGAUACGAGAUGGUUUGCGGUGUAGUACGGCUAAGGCUUACCUGCGUCCGGUAGCGAACCGGAAGAACCUACACAUCUCGAUGGAUUCGAUGGUGGAACGGGUACUGAUAGAUCCGAACGAUCGCCGUACUUAUGGUGUUCAGUUUCGCAAAGGCAACCGGCGUCAGUUAGUGCUUGUGACGAAAGAGAUCAUUCUAUCCGCGGGUGCUCUAAACAGUCCACACCUGCUGAUGCUGUCCGGCGUUGGACCACGGGAUCAGUUAAAGCGGCACGGUAUACGGGUGAUCCAUGAGCUGCCCGGUGUCGGUCAAAAUCUGCAAGAUCAUGUGGCUGCUGGUGGAGGUGUGUUCCUGAUAAAGAAUCCAAACGGAACCACACCACUUUCGGUGCGUUUGCUCGAGGUGAACGAUGUGUCAACAGCACGCGAUUUUCUGUUCCGCAAUCAGGGCCGGCUGGUGGCGAUGCCUUCCUGCGAGGUGAUGGGAUUCAUUAACACUAAGUACAACAACCCAACAAGUCGGCGAGGUGAUGUGCAGAUCUUUAUGUCAGCGCAGUCUGACAUUUCGGACGGUGGUACGGAGGGUAUGGCGGGGGCCGGACUUACGUACGAUUACUACGCGCGUAACUUUGAAUCCUGGGUGUAUCAUGACUCAUUUCUGAUCAUGCCACUGUUAAUGAGGCCCGAAAGUCGUGGAUGGUUGGAACUGAACAGUGCUAAUCCAUACGACAAGAUCAAGAUAUAUCCCAACUACUUUGACGUCGAACGUGAUCUGGAUAUUCUGGUUGAGGGACUCAAGUUUGGAGUUCGUGUAGCGGAAACGUCUACCAUGAAGCGCAUCAACGCCACGUUCAUCUACGACGUGGAGCAUGGCGACACGUGCCACGGCAUCACCGGGGAUGACUUCUUCAAGUGUCUCAUACAACACUACUCGCAGACAAUCUACCAUCCGUCCGGUACGGCUAAGAUGGGUCCCGCCACCGACCCGAUGGCGGUUGUCGAUAGUCAGCUGCGGGUACAUGGGAUCGGUGGGUUGCGCGUAGUGGACGCCAGCAUAAUGCCGACCAUUACGACCGGAAAUACGAACGCGCCUACGAUCAUGAUUGCAGAGCGGGCAGCCGAUUUGAUCAAGUAUGCGCAUUUGCCGGCAUUGGUGCGCGAAGAGCAUUACCGGCAGUGUGACACCAUCGACUACCAAUAUCACCCAGAGCGUACCAACAUAGUGACACGCGAUAAACAAAGCACCAACAGGGUGCCAUAGUGUGAAGAUUAUAGCUUUUGAUGUGGUGUAGUUUGUAGUUGUGUCAUGCAUAAGCCUUUCACGUAAUGCAUCGUGCAAGUAACAAAAAAAGAAGGAAAAUAAACAGCAAAUGCGCCAUUUGUCAGUCAGCGUUCUAAAAUAAGCUAAGUAGAUCGGUGCAUUCUAAAACAAAAUUUGCUAUGUUGACACUGAUUAUCAAGCACUUCCAAGAAUUGAUUAUCAGUUACGUGUGCGCUCGCGGGUGUAUAAUACUUGGCCCGUCGCCCAUUCCGGGGUCGACCGAUUAGGAUUAAGAAGAUUAUCGAAUUGUAGACAACAACAUUAGAAAUUAUAACUAUUGCUCAGGAGGACGCCAAAUUGAAAUGCAAAAUAAACUUUUUUAGUAUACUUUAA
Anopheles stephensi (Asian malaria mosquito) is the source of this 2794-nucleotide messenger RNA. RefSeq names its product glucose dehydrogenase [FAD, quinone]-like. The transcript has 2 exons. The record is from RefSeq and is a predicted model, not a curated record. Gene Ontology annotation, molecular function: flavin adenine dinucleotide binding; oxidoreductase activity, acting on CH-OH group of donors. Lineage: Eukaryota; Metazoa; Arthropoda; Insecta; Diptera; Culicidae. Bases 404 to 2401 code for a protein of 665 amino acids.